Molecule: messenger RNA, 1904 nt
Organism: Ornithodoros turicata
Lineage: Eukaryota; Metazoa; Arthropoda; Arachnida; Ixodida; Argasidae
Exons: 14
Coding region: 154-1731 (525 amino acids)
Biological process (GO): apoptotic process; proteolysis; positive regulation of neuron apoptotic process
Cellular component (GO): cytoplasm
Source: RefSeq, a predicted model, not a curated record
UCCUUUUCCUGUACCAAGACAGCCUCCGAAAGGUUCUCCCCUCUCGGGCGUGUCAGAAAUACGAGCCAUUGCGCCUGCAGUGUGAAAGAGCCACGUCUGCCGUGUUCAGUUGCGCUACAGAUACAAGGGCCUCCACCAAGGAUUACCCGUAGAAUGUCUCUACUCUUCGAAAUUGUGACCGCUGUUCUCAUCAUCAUCAUCAUCAUGGCUGGAAUCUUCACAGGAUCAUCACAGACAUUAUCGGAGAACGAGAGUGCCACAAGCAGCACAGAAGAACUACGCAGAAAUGAGGAGCACAUUACCACCGAUGCUCAUCUGGAACUGCAGCCAUUUACUCACGUAAUGAGGGCAUUGGAUACACCUGAGGAUAACGACACAGAUAUAACCGCAUCUCCUGACGCCUCGCCGCCUGACUCCACUAUUGCAGGGUUCGAGGGACACGAAUGUCUACAGCAAAAAGCAAGAGCAGUCAGCAUAGAAAGAGAUGUCUCGACCUGUUCGAUCCAAGUGGACUCAGGAGUGAUAAGAAGAGACUCGGGCGUCAUUAGAAUACGGGAACAAUAUACGCAGGAUGACUUGUGGUACGACAUGGAUUAUAAGAAUGGAGGUCGAAAGCUCGGAAAAUGUGUCAUCUUCAACUUCUCGAAGGUUGCUGGAUAUCCUGAACGAAUUGGAACCGAAAAAGACGAAGAGAGGAUACGAACGCUGUUUGAAGGACAGUUUGGAUUUGAUGUUGAUGUGCAUGGAAACCUCAAAAAGGAGGCGAUGCUCAGAACGCUUGAAAAGCUGGCUGGCGAGGAUCACUCAAGUUCAUGCUGCCUCUGCUUGUUCCUGUUGAGCCAUGGGGACGAUGAUGGCAUAAUCUGCUCAGACGGCCAAGAAAUUCAACUGUCCAAAGUGUAUGCUAUGUUCGACCCAAGGACCUGUAAAGGUCUUGCUGCUAAACCUAAAUUGUUUUUCGUUCAGGCUUGCCGCGGUAAAGAGAUAGACACAAGUGUCCGACAUGACGGUCCAGCUCAUACUGACGCGAGGAGCUUCAAAACAACGCUUCCCAGACAUGCUGAUUUCUUCGUCUUCUACGCCACAUGCCCUGGUCUGUACUGGUACAGAGACGAAAAUGACGGAUCAUUCUUCAUUCAGACGCUCUGUCAAGUCCUGGAGAGAAAUUUCCACCACAGUGAUUUCCUGACUAUGAUGACACUUGUCAUGCUUCAUGUGGCACAGCAAGAGAACAAAAUGACCAAACAGAUGCCGAACACAAAUUCUACGCUGAGGAAGAAUUUACGCUUGAGAAAAAAGGUUGUAGAAGCCUCUAAGGUAACUGCGCUGGCUCAUGGCGCUGGAUUGCUGGAAGAUAUUGCACCGCAGAGUAGGACAUCUUCAGACGACGUAACUGCGCUGGCUAAUGCCGCUGGAUUGCUGGAAGAUAUUACACCGCAGAGUAGUACAUCUUCAGACGACGAGGACAAGAUGGGCGACGAACUAUCAAGAACACAGCCAUGCAGAGCUCCUGCGCACAGUGAACAGCGCACGCAUAGCCAGGUGCUAUCACCAAGUGGUCACAUUGAAGACUUUGGGACCUUGGAGGUACAGUCACCCAGAGAGGUGAUAUGGCGGCUGAAAGGAAUAAGCAGACUUUUGAAGGUCGCUCCAGUACAGCUGAGGUAUAUCUCUCAGGCGCUCAAGUCAUAUCUGCUUCAGAAAAGCAUCUGCAUAGAAAAGCCACUCUGAGCGGUUGAAGCACCUUCAUCUUUCGGCAUACCAGCUUCACGAGUCCCUCUGUGACGGGUCAACAGAUGCCUACACAAGCAGCACAAGAUGUAGGGACUUGUUGUCUCAUGCUGGAGAUGUCAGUGUGUGUGUGCCUGUGCAGUCAAUAUACAGUUGUUCUACAGUAAACUCUU